CCGGAAGUGAGCGCGCCCGCUUCCGGCAGCCGGCCGCGGAGAGCAAGGAGUGUCGGGAAUGGCGACCAAGCGGCUGGCGCGGCAACUUGGACUAAUUAGGAGAAAGUCAAUUAUACCAGCAAAUGGGAACCUAGGAACAAGAAAAUCUAAGCAAGCAUAUGAUUACUUAAUUGUAAUUGAUUUUGAAUCUACAUGCUGGAAUGAUGGGAAGCGCCACAAUAGCCCUGAAAUAAUUGAAUUUCCAGCAGUAUUAUUGAGUACAUCAACUGGAGAGAUUGAAUGUGAAUUUCAUACUUAUGUUCAGCCUCAAGAACAUCCAGUUCUUUCUGAAUUCUGCAUGGAACUGACAGGCAUAAAGCAGGUUCAAGUGGAUGAAGGUGUCCCUCUGAAGAUUUGCUUAUCUCAGUUCUGUAAAUGGAUUAGUAAGAUUCAGCAGCAAAAGAAAAUCAUUUUUGCUUCUGAGGUUACAGAGCCUACUUCUGAAGUAAAGUUAUGUGCAUUUGUUACUUGGUCAGACUGGGACUUGGGGAUUUGCCUGGAGUAUGAGUGUAAAAGAAAACAGCUGUUAAAACCUGUAUUCUUAAAUUCUUGGAUUGAUCUCAGAGCAAUGUACAAGCUUUUCUAUAAAAGAAAACCCAAAGGAUUAAAUGGUGCCUUGCAGGAAGUGGGAAUAGAAUUCUCAGGACGAGAACAUUCUGGGUUAGAUGAUUCUCGGAACACUGCUCUACUUGCUUGGAAAAUGAUCAGGGAUGGUUGCCUGAUGAAAAUUACGAGAUCAUCCAACAAGGUUCCCUCUAAGAAGAAUCCCAACAUUUUGGCCAGGAGUUUGAAUACAGAUCAAGCUGAAGAAACAUCUUGCAAUGUUGGUAUUCAGGGUCCCAGCAUAUAUCAAAGGGAGCCUAACAGUGCAAAUACUCAUGAAAAAGUUCAAAUGAGUUCAGUUUAUGUGAACUCCUCUAUAAAGGUGCAGCAGGAUCAGUUACAACUGAAGAACAGUAUAAAAGCAGGCCUGCACAAUGUCCAAACUUGUUUACCUCUUUUUAGCAAUCAGCCUUCUAGUUCUGUGGGACAGUUGCAGUCUCCUACCUUGAAUUUACCUCUUUAUAUGCAGAAGCAAAGAAAAAAUGAACAGCUUGCACUUAAUGCUAAAUCAAAGUCUUCAACAUCUAGUUCCACAUUGGUUCUUGUGUCUACAACCAUUCCCUCCAUUAAUCAUGUUUCUGAUAUGGAAAUGAGUUCUACUCUUGACUGCUUGCCUAUGUUGGAUGAUUGGGAAGAUGUAGUUUUACUGCCAUCAUCUCAUCCUAAGCAAGGUACAGGUUGUAUGUCUCCUCUUAGUAAUACAAACAUAUAUACUUCACUGAAUUCUGAAGAAAGAUCAAUGGUUUUAAAAGAAUCAGCAAAACAAAGUCAUGAUAACUUUGGAGGCAGCCAGGAAACUCCUCAAAAAUUUGAAGCCUCAAAGUCUGUUGUGUACAAGAGUCCUCAUACUACAAUUUAUAACAUUAAAGAAGUGGGAUGUCCAGGUUCAGAUGUUUCUUCAUUUAAGUUACCUGAAUCCAAGUCAUAUUCAUUCAACAAUGAUGAUGCCUGUGCAUCUUUUCCUUCAGUUUUGGGGAAACAACCUCUUUUUGGUGGCACUAAAAGGAAUUCAUCUAAUCUCCCUGCUUUCCCACCAGCCAAAAAGCAGACCUUCACUAUUCAUGAAGAAAAGCCUACAUCAUCUGAUUGUUCACCAGUAAAUUCUUUCCAGAAAGUUAUCCCCUCUAUAUUGUCUACAGUUAAUCUACAGGAGCCUUGGAAGAAUGGGAAAAUGACACCUCCCUUAUGCAAGUGUGGCCGAAGAUCUAAGAGGCUUAUUGUCUCUAAUAAUGGCCCGAAUCAUGGAAAAGUCUUCUAUUGUUGCCCUGUUGGGAAAUACCAAGAAAAUAGAAAAUGUUGUGGUUUUUUUAAAUGGGAACAAACACUUCAAAAGGAAAGAGCCAACAGCACAGUACUGUCUCAUUCCACAGAAGGACUCAUUGUUACUUCUCCAGACACAUGCCAUAUUUAUGACAGAAAUUUAAAUUUACCUACUAAAAAGUCUUUACGACUCAGGCCUUCAAUGAGGAGUUGAUAAACACUCUUUACCUUGUUUUUCAUCUGUUAUGUGUAGAUUCAUGUGUGUGGGUCUGCAGGCGCACAUAUGUGGAUGUAUGUGUACAUAGAGGACAAAGGACAACCUAGAGUUAUCGUUCCUCUCAGGUUCCAUUCAACUUUCUUCCUUUCUUUCUUUUUCUUUUUCUUUUUUAAUACAGUAUUGCUAAUUGUCCAAGAGCUUUCCAGUACACUAGACUGGCUGGCCAGCAAGCCCAAGUAUUCUCCUGUCUCUGUAUCCCCAGGGCUAAGAUUAUAAGCAUAACCAUGUACCAUCACACUCACCAUUUUUACAUAGGUUCUGAUGAUUGAACUCAUAUCAUCAUGCUUGCAAGACACACAUUUUAUCCUUUAUCGACUAAGCUAUCUAAUUAGCAACAUCUGAGCUAUGUUACUAGUUUUAGUAGAGCUAAAUGGUUUUUAGUGUAGAAAAACUAAAAGGCAUAGAGCUACAAGUUAUAGAGACUUAGUGUAUCUGAGCUCUAGGUACAAUGGAGCAGUUCACAUAACAUACACGCACAGUGCACUCACAUACAAACAGAGCAGAUUUCAUGACCCUCUGUAGUUGCCUAACAUUAUCUUUGGUUUGUUUAUGUAUGAAUACUGGUUGUUCCCAAAAUUCUCAAAUUUGAGCAUUUUGGUAAUGUCUUACAUAAUUUCAUUUUUAUUUCAUAUAUUAAUGUUUGUUGAAUUUAUAAUACCAUCUUAGGAACAUCAGGGUUUUUUAUUUACUAUAUUAAGUUUAACAAGCAACAAAAGUACAUGAUAUCCAUUUUUAAACAAAUUUUAAACUAUUUUUAAAUUAUUUGAAUAAAAUUACAACUAAUAAAAACCCCUGGUCAAUUUUCAGAUAAGACCUGUGGCAAUCUUCUAACUUACUAUUUUUUCUCUAAACACUUGCAAGGUAUUUAGUCUUAUUUCAAGGUUUGAAGAUUGGUUCGUCCUGAUUUGUAUAUUAAUACUGAAAUUAUCCAAUUAAGUUUGAAAACUAGCAGGGAAAAAAUUUAGUUCAGAAGCUGCUUCUAUAAACUACGUAUCAAAAAUUCUCACAAUGAUUGAGAUGGGGAGGUAAUAUGAUGGAGAAUGGAAUUUCAAAGGGGAA
Jaculus jaculus (lesser Egyptian jerboa) is the source of this 3238-nucleotide messenger RNA. It is a transcript of the gene Eri2, whose product is annotated as ERI1 exoribonuclease family member 2. The transcript has 9 exons. Gene Ontology annotation, molecular function: zinc ion binding; 3'-5'-RNA exonuclease activity; nucleic acid binding. The record is from RefSeq and is a predicted model, not a curated record. Gene Ontology annotation, biological process: exonucleolytic trimming to generate mature 3'-end of 5.8S rRNA from tricistronic rRNA transcript (SSU-rRNA, 5.8S rRNA, LSU-rRNA). Bases 59 to 2116 code for a protein of 685 amino acids. NCBI's taxonomy places the organism in Eukaryota, Metazoa, Chordata, Mammalia, Rodentia, Dipodidae.